Peromyscus californicus insignis is the source of this 9112-nucleotide messenger RNA. RefSeq names its product DENN domain containing 4A (gene Dennd4a). Gene Ontology annotation, molecular function: protein binding. The coding region runs from base 645 to 6068 and encodes 1807 amino acids. Gene Ontology annotation, biological process: regulation of Rab protein signal transduction. The transcript has 34 exons. The record is from RefSeq and is a predicted model, not a curated record. NCBI's taxonomy places the organism in Eukaryota, Metazoa, Chordata, Mammalia, Rodentia, Cricetidae. Gene Ontology annotation, cellular component: ESCRT I complex; cytoplasmic vesicle.
ACUCCCAAGAUGGCGCCGGCCUCGGUGGGUUUGGCGGCUGGCGCUGAGGAAGGAGGCGGAGGCAGUGGCGACCGCGCUGGGAGGGGGAGUCCCGUCUGACUGAGACGGCAGGGCGGAGCGCCGGGCCGGGGGAUGAGCUAAGCGGGCUGCAAGCGUCGCGGCAUUCAGCCCCCUCGUGUCCCGCCCGCCGCGCGUGAAAGGAUCGGACCCCGCGCUUCGGGCUCUGGCCGGCGCUGGCGCGGGGGCCGGCGGGGAGUAUUUCUCAAUCCGGAGGCCUGAAGAAUUCACAUGUUGGGAACUGCUGUUUUUCAAUAGAAACUUCGGUAAUGUAGGCAGUCUUGGUAGCACAUGCUUAACUACUUUGACCUAAUGGAGUGAGGCAAGAAAUGAAAAGCAUCUGGAUUGGCCAGAGAUUGAAAGGGAGAAAAACAAACCAAUCUCCACUAGUUGCUGAAUGGGUGUAUAAAAGAGGCCUGUAAGCAUUUCAUCUUAUUUAUAUUUUAUUGUGUGCAUCUGUACAUAUGUAGUACACACAUGCUGUGACAUGUAAAUGGAUACCAGAGGACAAUUUGUGGGAGUCAGUUCUCUCCUUCCACCCCGUGGAUCCCAGGAAUUGAACUGAGAUGUAAACUUAGUGAUGGAAGAUGAUUGAAGACAAGGGGCCUCGUGUUGCUGACUACUUUGUUGUAGCAGGCUUAACUGAUGUCUCAAAGCCUCUUGAAGAGGAAAUUCAUUUCAAUGAUGCCUGUCACAAAGUGGCUAAACCGAAAGAACCCAUCACAGACGUUUCUGUUAUCAUCAAAUCCCUUGGGGAGGAGGUGCCACGGGAUUACACGUGUAUUGACGUUACUCCAACUGGAUUGUCAGCAGAUCUCAAUAAUGGAAGUCUUGUGGGACCCCAGAUUUACCUUUGCUAUAAGAGAGGGAGAGAUAAACCUCCACUUACAGAUCUGGGGGUAUUAUAUGACUGGAAAGAAAGAUUAAAACAGGGCUGUGAGAUUAUUCAGAAUACUCCCUAUGGACGACCUGCCAAUAUUAGUGGCAGUACCUCAUCACAAAGAAUCUACAUCACUUACCGAAGAGCCUCUGAAAACAUGACUCAGAACACCCUGGCUGUCACAGACAUAUGCAUUAUUAUACCCAGUAAAGGAGAAAGUCCACCACACACAUACUGCAAGGUUGACAAGAAUCUCAACAAUAGUAUGUGGGGCUCUGCAGUGUACUUAUGCUAUAAAAAAUCAGUGGCAAAGACUAACACUAUAUCUUACAAAGCUGGUCUAAUUUGCAGAUAUCCUCAAGAAGAUUACGAGUCAUUUUCACUACCAGAAUCUGUUCCCCUGUUUUGUUUACCAAUGGGUGCAACUAUUGAAUGCUGGCCACCAAAUAGCAAAUACCCUCUUCCUGUGUUCUCUACAUUUGUGUUGACUGGAGCCUCAGCUGAAAAGGUCUAUGGUGCUGCUAUUCAGUUUUAUGAACCAUACUCUGAGGAGAGUCUUACAGAAAAACAGAGGCUUCUUUUGGGUUUAACAUCUCUGGUGGAUGGAAAGUCUGAUAGUUCUAGAACAAUUCACACUAACAAAUGCAUUUGUCUUCUUUCUCACUGGCCUUUUUUUGAUGCAUUCAGAAAGUUUCUGACUUUCCUGUAUCGUUAUUCCAUCUCUGGACCUCAUGCCCUUCCAAUUGAAAAGCAUAUUUCUCAUUUUAUGCAUAAAGUUCCUUUUCCAUCUCCUCAGAGGCCACGGAUUUUAGUUCAGUUAUCACCACAUGAUAAUUUGAUUCUCAGUCAGCCUGUUUCUUCACCUCUUCCGCUAAGUGGUGGAAAGUUUUCAACACUACUUCAGAAUCUUGGCCCUGAAAAUGCUGUGACACUACUGGUGUUUGCUGUUACAGAACAUAAAAUCCUCAUCCAUUCCCUCAGGCCUUCUGUGCUGACUAGUGUGACAGAAGCAUUAGUGUCUAUGAUUUUCCCUUUCCACUGGCCAUGCCCAUAUGUUCCUCUCUGCCCACUGGCUCUAGCAGAUGUCCUCAGUGCACCAUGUCCGUUCAUAGUCGGGAUUGACUCCAGAUACUUUGAUCUUUAUGACCCUCCACCAGAUGUCAGUUGUGUUGACCUAGAUACCAACACCAUUUCUCAAACUGGAGACAGAAAGAAUGUAGCCUGGAAGAUUCUUCCAAAGAAGCCAUGUAAAAAUCUGAUGACUACACUGAAUAAUUUGCACCAGCAAUUGGCAAAAUUGCAGCAGAGACCAAGAGAUGAUGGACUAAUGGACUUAGCAAUGAACGAUUAUGAUUUUAAUUCUGGAAAAAGGCUGCACAUGAUAGAUUUGGAAAUCCAGGAGGCAUUCUUGUUUUUCAUGGCCUCUAUUCUAAAAGGUUAUAGAUCAUACUUAAGGCCAAUAACACAAGCCCCAUCUGAGACAGCAACAGAUGCAACCUCUCUUUUUGCUCUCCAAGCUUUCUUAAGAAGCCGGGACCGAUCACAUCAAAAAUUCUAUAAUAUGAUGACCAAAACACAAAUGUUCAUUCGCUUCAUUGAGGAAUGUUCUUUUGUCAGCGAUAAAGAUGCAAGCCUGGCUUUUUUUGAUGAUUGUGUAGAUAAAGUGGAUAUGGACAAGACUGGUGAAGUUCGACUUAUAGAACUGGAUGCAUCUUUCAAAAGUGAACAUACUGUUUUUGUGACACCACCCGAGAUCCCCCACUUACCCAAUGGUGAAGAGCCCCCAUUACAGUACAGCUAUAAUGGAUUUCCAGUUCUCAGGAACAAUUUAUUUGAGAGACCUGAAGGAUUUCUCCAAGCACGAAAGAACAAGCUGCCUUCAAAACCCAGCAGUCCCAGUAGCCCUUCUCCCAUGUUCAGAAGAACAAAGCAGGAAAUCAAAUCAGCCCAUAAGAUUGCGAAGAGGUAUUCUUCUAUCCCUCAGAUGUGGUCUAGGUGUCUGCUGCGUCACUGCUAUGGAUUGUGGUUUAUUUGUCUCCCAGCUUAUGUGAAGGUUUGUCAUUCCAAAGUCAGGGCUCUGAAAACAGCAUAUGAUGUGCUUAAAAAGAUGCAGCUAAAGAAGAUGGAUCCACCUGAUGAGGUGUGCUACCGAAUUCUCAUGCAGCUCUGUGGACAGUAUGACCAGCCUGUGCUUGCAGUUCGUGUGCUUUUUGAAAUGCAGAAAGCUGGUAUUGACCCCAAUGCAAUCACUUACGGAUAUUACAAUAAGGCUGUUUUGGAAAGUACAUGGCCUUCAAGAAGUCGCAGUGGCUAUUUUCUUUGGACAAAAGUAAGAAAUGUUGUUUUAGGAGUCGCACAAUUCAAAAGAGCUUUAAAGAAACAUCCACACUUAACACAGAGAGCUCUCUCAGGUGGCCAGUCUGAUCUUGGAUAUAAUUCAUUAUCUAAGGACAGUGUUAGAAGAGAGCAUACAUCUGCUGAAGACAUUCAAGGUGAAAAAGAUAAAAAAGGGAGUGAUUCUAGUUCCUUGUCAGAGAAUGAGAGUACAAAAGGAAGUGCUGACUGCCUGCCUACUCUCAGUUACCAAAGUUCUUCAACUAUAGUUCGCCUCAGUGGUGCAAGUAACAGCAGUGCUGAUAAAAUAUCUGGAGAAUGUGGGGAAAGUACACCUGAGCUGCUCUUCAUGCCAUCUCUUGAGGAUACCAAUGAAACCAAAAACAUGCGAAGCAGAUGCUUCAGGAAAAGACAUAAAAGUGAUGAUGAAUCUCAUUUGCAGCAGCAAAUGGCCUGGGGAAAUAGGAACCGUAAUCUUAGUGGCGGGGUUCUGAUGGGAUUUAUGCUGAAUAGAAUUAACCAGGAAACAAACCCUGGGGAUAUGGUUGAAAAAUUAGGAGCUGAUGCAAAAAUUCUUUCAAAUGUUAUCUCAAAAAGCACAAGGCCAAAUAGUCUUGACAUUGGAAAGCCACCUGUAAGAUCAAAAAGAGACAGCCUAGAAAAGGAAUCUAGUGACGACGACGACACACCUUUUGAUGGUUCUAACUGCUUGGAUAAAGUGGAUUCUCCUGGUAUUUUUGACUUAGAAGAUUUAGAUACUGAAACAGAUGGAUCAAAAGUAGGAUGUGUCGCUGCACAAAAUCCCAAGAGGCUUCAACGUAUGAACAGCAGCUUUUCAGUAAAACCUUCUGAAAAAACAGAUGUUGUAACAGGAUUUGAUCCCCUCUCUCUCCUGGUUGCUGAGACUGAACAGCAGCAGAAGGUGGAAGAAGAAGAGGAUGAAGAUGAUAGCAAAAGCAUUUCAACACCAUCUGCUAGACGUAAUUUAGCUGAAGAAAUUGAGAUGUAUAUGAAUAACAUGAGCAGUCCUUUGGCAAGCCGUACACCAAGCAUGGAUUUACGAGCAUGUGAUGAUAAGUUAGCUAGUAAGAAAAGUCCAACAUUGGUCAAGGCCUGCAGGAGAUCAAGCUUGCCUCCAAAUUCUCCUAGGCCAAUGAGACUUACCAAAUCUAAAAGUUAUACCAAAAGUGAGGAGAGACCAAGGGAUAGAUUGUGGUCUUCACCAGCCUUCUCACCCACUUGUCCAUUUAGGGAAGGUUCUCAAGAAACACUAGCCCAUUCAUCACCCUCAUUUAACUUAGAUACACUGCUGGUACCUAAACUCGAUGUGCUAAGGCACAGUGUGUUCUCGGCGGGGAAAGGAGUUGCAGAGAAAGCAAGCAAAUGGUACUCAAGGUUCACCAUGUACACCACAUCAUCAAAGGAUCAAAGUUCUGAUCGUACCAGUCUUUCUUCAGUGGGAGCCCAGGAUUCUGAAUCUACCUCUUUAACAGAUGAAGAUGUCUGCCAUGAGUUGGAAGGAGCCACUUCCUCCCAAGAAAGCAGUGCCACUUCAGGGACCAAGGGAAUUGAUGUCAGCCGCACAAGCCUGGGAAGCUCUGCCUCUUUAGAAGGAUCUCUGUCAAAGUUUGCCUUACCUGGAAAGUCAGAAACUGCAUCUUCCCUCAACACCAGUAAUACAAAUAUCUUCCAGAACUAUGCAAUGGAGGUUCUCAUCUCAAGUUGUUCUCGGUGUAGAACUUGUGAUUGUCUUGUCCAUGAUGAGGAAAUCAUGGCUGGCUGGACAGCAGAUGAUUCAAAUCUCAAUACUACGUGCCCAUUUUGUGGCAAUCUUUUCUUACCCUUUCUGAAUGUUGAAAUCAGAGAUUUAAGACGACCUGGAAGAUAUUUCUUGAAGUCCAGCUCAUCUACAGAAACCAUGCACUUUGCAUCCUCCAUCUCAAAUCAAACAAGGCAGUCUUGCAUUUCAGCAUCAGCCUCUGGUCUCAACACAUCUGCUCUCUCUGUUCAAGGGAAUUAUGACCUAAAUAACAAAUCUAAACUGCAGGAAAAUGCCUGUGCUCGAAGUAUUCAGAUCCCUGCUCACAGAACAAAAACAGUUGUGUCGAAAUGUCCACUAUUCCCUAUGGCCAGGAGCAUUAGUACUUGUGGCCCCUUGGAUAAGGACGAUCCUGGAGGACAGAAGCUCAUCCCUACAGGCAGCCUGCCAGCAACUUUACAAGGAACUACAGAUUCUUUAGGGUUAGAAUGGCACCUUCCAAGUCCAGACCCUGUCACUGUCCCAUACCUUAGUCCCUUAGUGGUGUGGAAGGAACUUGAGAGCUUAUUGGAAAAUGAAGGUGACCAUGCAAUAACAGUGGCAGACUUUGUGGACCAUCAUCCAAUUGUCUUUUGGAACUUGGUGUGGUAUUUUAGACGUCUGGACUUGCCCAGUAACUUGCCUGGAUUGAUUCUUUCUUCUGAACAUUGUAACAAGUAUUCAAAGAUUCCUCGCCAUUGUAUGUCUGAAGACAGCAAAUAUGUUUUAAUACAGAUGUUAUGGGACAACAUGAAAUUACAUCAGGAUCCAGGGCAACCCCUGUACAUCCUCUGGAAUGCCCACAGUCAGAACCGCACUCUGCUGUUUGAGACUCAAAAGUAUCCAAUGGUUCAUUUAUUACAAAAAAAUGAUAACUCAUUUAACCAGGAACUGUUGAAAAGUAUGGUGAAAAGCAUUAAAAUGAAUGAUGUCUAUGGGCCCAUGAGUCAGAUUUUAGAAACACUGAAUAAGUGUCCACAUUUUAAAAGACAGCGGUAAGUCUUUCCCUCAGGUGAAUGGGUUAUUUCUCUAACCAGAUGUGUCCUGUUUGCUCCAUCAUGCUUAUGCUUACAUAGCAUGAAAGAGAACAUAGACGCUCUGAGGAGUCUAACGUUUUUCCCAUGUCUUUUGGUCCACAGGAGUUAUAUAGAGAAAUACUAUUUCUCUCACUGGUGGCACUGGGAAGAGAAAACAUUGAUAUAGAUGCGUUUGACAAAGAGUACAAGAUGGCAUAUGAUCGUCUCACACCUAGUCAAGUCAAGAGCACACAUAACUGUGACAGGCCACCAAGUACUGGGGUGAUGGAAUGCCGGAAAACCUUUGGAGAACCUUACCUUUAAGAUGUGUGUGUGUGUAUGUGUGUGUGUGUGUAUAUACAUUCAAUAUAUAUUGUAUAGUCAGUAUACAAAGGAACACUUUUAGACUCUAAACUUCACUUUUUGAAAAGGCAUUUGUAAAUGGAUGGGAAGGUUUAGGUCACUUGUGUACAGAAUGCUUCCGUAAGAGGACAGUGACAGAUAGGGAGAGAGCCACUUAUUUCCCGUUUCUUCCUUUGUUAGCUCCCUGUAGAGUAAGUAAGUACUUUGUGAUGAGGAAGUCUCUUUAAAAACUUGAUUGUCGGCCGGGCGGUGGUGGCGCACGCCUUUAAUCCCAGCACUCGGGAGGCAGAGCCAGGUGGAUCUCUGUGAGUUCGAGGCCAGCCUGGGCUACCAAGCGAGUCCCAGGAAAGGCGCAAAGCUACACAGAGAAACCCUGUCUCGAAAAACGAAAAAAAAAAAAAAAAAACUUGAUUGCCACAGAUUAGACAACUGUGUUAUGGUGUCUCUUAAAAGAGACAGGUAGGAAAAUCAUGUAUGGAACCUAAACAGAAAUGUGAGAUCAAAGUAUCUCCUGUUUUCAUGGACUAUUCAAAUGUUUUGACCAUGAAGUUGUAUUAUACAUAUUUUAAAUUGUUUAUAGUAAGUUGAUAUUUUUUUAAUUUUUAAAUUUAAUAUAGCAAACUUAAAAUGAAUUUAAACUUAUGAAACAAGUGUUUAUUUUCUUUGUCUCUGCUCUUUGAAGUAAUUAGCACAGCUGCAGAUCUCUAUAUGUAUAUCUACCUAUAUUUUUUUUAUUACUUGAGAGAAUGAAUUUUAGCACGUCAGUGCUGGUGUCAGCGUCCUCCUCGGAUUGCCUGCUAGCACCCCAAGUCUGACCACUGAGAGGGAGUGAUGGAAGGCAGGGCAUGAGCGCUGUGCAGGGAGUCAGACAGGGUGCCUAUGCCAUGGUCCAGUCUCCUCCAGUGUGAGUAGAUGCGAACAGUACCCAGGGAAAGUAGCUCACAAUCCAAAUAUCAACUUAAAUGUUAAUAUUCUAUAUGGAAACUUACAUAGGGAAAAUACGAUUGACAUCGGAUUCUUCCAAAUUUCACCCAAAAUAUUGGGUAUAAAGCAAAUUGUACUAUAAAAUAUGUAUGUGAAAUAUGUUUUAAUGGGGUAUUCUGUUAAUAAUAUGUAUAGAGAGAGAUUCAAAGUAUUUUUUGAAAGCAGAAAAAUAGUAACCGUCUAAAAGUACAGCCAGAGAGAAUUUCCCAUAUUGAGGAACUUAGCUUUUUCAACAAGCUUCAGAAUCUGAAGUUCAUGGAAUCUAAAAUGUAGAACUAUACAUAAUCAGACAAUAAAUUCAAUAUUCAAACACCAUGAGUAUUAAAUUGACUUUUAAAAUGUAUUUUUAGUUAUAUUAUUUCUAAGAUCGCUUUCUGUGAAUAAUUUCUCAUAAGGAAAAAGCAUCCUUUGUCCUUUAAAAUUGUUCAUGUCUUUUCAGUGUAUGUAUGUACAUUUGCAAAGGUUAUCAUUGAUAAAAGAGGGCUAGCCAUUUUACAAAGGAGAGGAAAGGGUGGUCCCAAACUUGGUGUUUAAAGCCAACAGACAUGAUGCUUGACCUGGAAAUAUCUUAGACCCCUGAGGCUCAGCAGUUUAGCCACAGAAAAGCUGCCUUUCAGUUCCUGCCACCACUGAGUAGCCAGGCUGAAGUGUUUCACGGCUUUUGCCUUCUGGCAAGUUGUGGAGAGAGCAUAAAAUGUGAAUCUUGAGUUCAGUUGGUUCGAGGCUGAACUUACUUACUUGAAAACACUGGUGCUAUGCACGUGUACCUGAGCUCCUGUCGGAUCCACCCAGCCUCACUCUGCUGUCCUGUUCCACAUUCCCCAAGUCAUGGGAAGCUGAGAAGGACACCCGAGAGAGGAGGCUGUUGGCGCUGGUGGUAAACAUCCCCUCACACAGGAUUUGGGUUCUCGUCUGUUUUCUUUUCCUUCCCUUGUGAGAGCAGCUCGCCCUGUUCCCUCCGGUUUCCGUAGUGCAAGCUGUGUAGGAAGUGAGUUUGACAGAGACAAAGCGGCUCUUCCUACUCACUCAGAAGGCUGAGCACGCUUUCUGUCUCCCAACCCUACCCUGAGUUCGUUUUCUGUCUCUGAAUAAAGUUGUGUUUCUCCUGCUUUUAAUCUCCAGGAAGUAUUAUUGUAUGAAGACAAUUUUUAAAAAUAAUAUCUAAAACAUGGAAUAGAACUCAGUCAGCCUUGCUCCAAAGAAAACUAGAGUAAGGAUCAUCUUUUGAAACAAUUUAAUACAAGCUGUUUUUCGGGUUUUUAUUGAACACACAUCUUGGAAAAUUGUGGCCAGUAGUGUUGGAGAGCAAUGUCCUUUUCCUCCACUAUCUAAGUUCUUAUUUCUCAUUCUUAGUUUUGCUUAUGUUUAAAUUGUUGGAAAUACACCAUGCUCAUGCUAGUAUAGUUUAAGACUCUUACUAGGUUUGAAUGUUAUUCUGUAUAUGUAUAUACUACUUUAAAUAUUCAGCAUUUUCCUCCUGUUGCCCGAUGUCACAGUACAUAGCUAUUCACCUUCUGAUUUUGUCUUUUUUCUUAACUUUUUUAUAACCUUUAAACCCCCGAAACUAUCACCUUAUCUAUAAUAAGGUUCUCUAGUAUGUCUUCUCAUUUUGUAUAUAGAGAAAUGACCCUGAAAAUGUUGGUUCAGCAUUUUAGGCAAUAAAUACUUAUUUUUACUUCA